Doryrhamphus excisus (bluestripe pipefish) is the source of this 1604-nucleotide messenger RNA. Its product is annotated as SH3 and cysteine-rich domain-containing protein 3-like. Gene Ontology annotation, molecular function: protein binding. Gene Ontology annotation, biological process: positive regulation of voltage-gated calcium channel activity; skeletal muscle contraction; positive regulation of protein localization to plasma membrane. NCBI's taxonomy places the organism in Eukaryota, Metazoa, Chordata, Actinopteri, Syngnathiformes, Syngnathidae. The record is from RefSeq and is a predicted model, not a curated record.
UGGAGCCUCAUUUGGAAAGCUGGAGCAUGGAAAAAUCAGGAAGAAAGAAGAAUCUCUGAGCAGAACCUCAAUUUUAUGGUCUGUUUCGACAUUACUCAACAGAAAAGUGACUUCAUCCCAGAUUCCCAGGUAGAACCCCAAACCAUGGCCUACUAUGACUCGCUGGAUGACAAGGACUCUGUGGAUAUUCAUGACAACCCCCCUCUACCAGAUAAUGUGGUGAAAGAGGAAGACAACACGGUAUAUUUCAUCUAUGACGAAGAGGUUGAAGAAGAGGAGCGAGAUGAGCCGCCUCCCCCGGAAUCCAUCAAACCGGUCAACGACCGACCUCACAAGUUCAAAGAUCACUACUGCAAGAAGCCCAAGUUCUGUGACGUCUGCGCGCGCAUGAUAGUCUUGAACAACAAGUUUGCACUGCGCUGCAAGAACUGCAAGACCAGCAUCCACCACCAGUGUCAGUCCUACGUGGAGUUCCAGAGGUGCUUUGGCAAAAUUCCUCCAGGUUUUAGGAGAGCAUACAGUUCUCCUCUUUACAGCAGCCAGCAGAAUGCCACUGUAUCUCAGCUGUUGCCCUUCUCACAAUCCAAUCGUACCGACCCCGUGUUUGAGACGCUGCGCAUCGGCGUCAACAUGGCCAACAAGGAGCGUAAAAAAGGCUCAGAGGACAAAAAGAAUAUGAUCAUGAUGAUGGAGGAAGAUGAAUCCCAGCCCAAAGUGGAGAACGGCAGCAAUGAAGGACCGACCUCAGAGGGAGACAGGCGUGGAGGAGGUGGAGAUAAAGCUCCAGCAGAUGACAAGAGUAAAAAACCUCAGCCAGGGAAGAUUGGUGUGUUCAGCCAGUCUCAUUACUAUCUGGCUUUGUACCGCUUUAAGGCCAUCGAGAAGGAUGACCUGGAUGUACAUGCUGGCGACCGCAUCACAGUGAUCGAUGACUCCAACGAGGAGUGGUGGAGGGGGAAAAUCGGCGAGAGGGCAGGCUUCAUCCCCGCCAACUACAUCAUCAGAGUACGUGCAGGAGAGCGAGUCUACAAGGUGACGCGCUCCUUUGUUGGCAACAGAGAGAUGGGACAAAUUACUCUGAAGAAAGACCAGAUUGUGGUGAAGAAAGGCGAGGAGGUAAACGGCUACCUGAAAGUCAGCACAGGACGCAAGCUGGGCUUCUUCCCUGCCAACUUACUCCAGGAGAUAUGAGUACACCCCGCCCACCUCACAUAAGAUAAGAUAAGAUAUGCCUUUAUUCGUCCCUCAGUGGCGAAAUUUGCAUUGCACAGCAGCAAGAGUACAGAAUCAGUUAAGCAGUACAAAAUACACAAUAUAGAAAAAUAAUAUGAUACAUACAUAAUAUGACACAUGAUACAUGACUUUAAGGGUUAAUUCCACUUAUUAGGAUGAAACUAUACUUGAAACUGACCAUCAUUAAGCAGACCAAUGACAAUGACAAUAUAAAAUAUGAUAUUAGACUACAUGGCUGCAUAACUCGAGAAUCCGGAAUGUGAUUAUUAGCCUCUAAAGCAGAAGCAUUAUCAUAUAUUUGUUGGGGAAUGAUGUAAAGUAUUAUAUUGGUAUUUAUGUGGUGUGAUUAGCAACAGGAAGUGCUGUGGAAA